CACAGAAUGCAACGCAAUCGAUGCUUUGUCCUGCUACUGGCCAUGGGCCUGUGUGCCUGCGUAGCUGGAGCUGCCACAGGUGCACCCACUGCGACGGCUACCACGGAAAAGCCGAAAGGAUUCUCGGCGCGUUCAUUGGAUGUGAGUGCCAACGGCGAUGAUGAUGAUGAGUUCGAGACCCAGGCACAAACUCACUUGGCUUACAGGCAACAGCAGCCACUGCAGCAUCAGCAGCAGCAGCAGCGACCCCUGUACGACUACAGCGAAGAGGAUCAGGAGGAGGCGCCACGUCAGGUGUACAUCAAUCGCAACAACGGAAAGCAGCAGCAGCAGCAACAGCAUCAGAACAACUAUCUGAAGAAGAAGCCGCAGAGCGCGGAAAGCGAGGAGGAGGAGGAGGAGGAAGUCGAGGAGCCCGAUCGUCUGUCCACGCUGCUCAGCAAAUCCACCUUCAGCUGCACGGAUCGCAACUCAGGCUACUAUGCGGAUGAGUCGCUCAGCUGUGAGGUCUUCCACUACUGCCAGGAGAGCCAGAAGCACUCGUGGAUCUGUCCCGAUGGCUUUACAUUCCAUCAAAUCCAUUUGAUAUGCAUGCCCCCAUCGCACGACAACAUCUGCAAGCAAUCCUCCAAAUAUCACAUUGUCAACGACUAUCUCUACAAGCCCAUCAAUCUGCAGGAGCAUCAGAGCAAACCGAAUGUUACACUGCGCUACUCCGAGCGCUAUUUCCCCGAGAACUACUAUGAGCACGAGCGCUACGACGACGACGAGGAGGAGGAGGAUGUACCAGCGCCCAGACCACGCGUCCAGCACCAGCCACAGCAGCAGCAGCAGCAACGUCAGCUCUAUCAUCAGCAGCAGCAACAGCAGCCGCAGCAGCAGCAGCAGCGCGUCCAAUAUCAACAGCCGCAGACGCAGCAGCAACAGGUCGUCACCCAGAUCCGUCACCAGCCACCAACAACAAUUGCGUAUCGCAAGCCAUUGCCCACGACAACCAUACAGCCACAGAUUCAGCCACAGCUGCAAUUGCAUCAGCUGCAUCAGCAGCAGCAGCAGCAGCAGCAGCAACAGCUACAUCGUACGUUGCAGCAACGGCCGCAACCUCUGGCGACCACUGUGACACCGGCGCCAUAUCGUUUCUUUACGGCAGCGCCGCCACAACUGCAGCAUUUGCAUCAGCAGGUCUAUCGUACGCCCGAGGAGAUUAACAUAUCGCUGCAGCAGCGUCGGCCACAGGUCUUCAUUGCCACAUCGACGCCACGCUACUAUGAGGAUGAGUAUCUGUAUGAGCGCCGGAAGUAAGAUGAGUGACGCUGAGUGUUGAGAAUGUAAGCCGUGGCCAAACUACAAAACUGGUCCCAAAAAAAAAAACAGUCUUUUUUGUACAUGGAGUUACCUUAGCUUUAAGCCUGUGUCCACUCUGUCACUACUACAACAACAAAAACAAAAACAAAACAGAAAACAAACUUACUUACGUAUAUAGUCCCGAAAUUUAGCGCAAGUUUUGUAUGUACCUUAUUUGUAAUAAUUUAAUGUCCUGCUAGAAGAAUCAUCCGCCUUCUAACUCAUUUCGUUUAAUAAACAAGCAUUAAGUUUAAA
Molecule: messenger RNA, 1599 nt
Organism: Drosophila grimshawi
Lineage: Eukaryota; Metazoa; Arthropoda; Insecta; Diptera; Drosophilidae
Product: putative cyclin-dependent serine/threonine-protein kinase DDB_G0272797/DDB_G0274007
Exons: 3
Coding region: 7-1302 (431 amino acids)
Cellular component (GO): extracellular region
Molecular function (GO): chitin binding
Source: RefSeq, a predicted model, not a curated record